Paramecium sonneborni is the source of this 1105-nucleotide messenger RNA. The record is from the annotation of a GenBank genome assembly. NCBI's taxonomy places the organism in Eukaryota, Ciliophora, Oligohymenophorea, Peniculida, Parameciidae.
AUGUUAUUUAUAAUACUUUUAGUGAAUUAAGUUCUAACUCUUUAAAUAGGAAAAGUAACUUUUGAUGUUUUAUUCCCACAUGACAAAAGAUUGGCUUUUAUUUAGUUUGACUAAAAAUUUGAAUAGAUUCCUUAAGUAGGUAUAUCUCUGAUAGCAUUACACGUUAAUAAUGAGGUUCCUAGAAAUAUAGGAAUUGAACCUAAACUAUUAUAAAUCACUUAAUAGGGUAUUAGAAAUAUGUUAUAAAGGAUUUCAACUGUAAAUAACAAAUCAUAAAUCAAAAAUUGAUCAUCUCGAAUAUUAAUGGUUAGCAGUAAUUGAUGAUAGAUUGAAAGUAAAUUGUGAAACGAUUUAAAAGACUACGACUAUAAAUUUUGGAAGGUAUUAAAAAAAUAUUAAGUUGAAAGAGAAUUUUGGGUGACACCAACUAUUUAAAUAUUUUUGGCAGGAUUUCAGAAAGAAUCAUAGAAAGGAGAUUUAAAGUUUUAAUUAUCGAUAAGCAAAUAAUAAGUUAAUAGUUUUGAGAUAGAUUUGAAUAAUUAAUCAGAGCAUAUUUUAAAGGACUUAUAAAUUUGGUAUAAAAAUAAUAAAUUAAAUAUGUUAGUUAUAUAGCAGGGCCAUAAAAUAUUGUAAAAUCAAAAUCAUUGAUAAAUAUAAAUUAAAAGACAGAUGAAUUUGUAGAUUUGGAAGGAACUCCCGAGAAUUUGAUUUAUGGAGUAAGUAAAAUAUCAAAUUUUUAUGGAGCCUUAAUGAUUCAAUUAGGAUAAUUUGAAUAUGAAUAAGAAAAGCCUGGUGUUGGAAUAAGUAAGGAAAUUAAUUUGAAUGAUUGUUAGGUUAGAUUGACAUGAGUUUAGGAAUGAUUUAAAAUGAUGGAAUGUAAUGUCCAAUAGGAUAUUAUGAAUGUAAUUUUAUGGGAGUAUCAAUUGAUCUUUGUGACAAUUCAAAUGGUUCUUAAGCUUGGAAGAGAAUUAAAUCGAUAAAGAAUAGAAAAGGAUGGAAUGGCAAAUUUAAAAUUGAUGGAAAGACAUUGAAAACUUAAGAUGCUGGUUGCAUUUAAGAUAUAUAAUUAUAUUUAGAAGCAUGAUGAUAGUUUAAUAAAAAUGGA